Messenger RNA from Schistocerca gregaria, 872 nucleotides. Its product is annotated as myosin regulatory light chain-like. The record is from RefSeq and is a predicted model, not a curated record. Lineage: Eukaryota; Metazoa; Arthropoda; Insecta; Orthoptera; Acrididae. Gene Ontology annotation, molecular function: calcium ion binding. The coding region runs from base 192 to 656 and encodes 154 amino acids. Gene Ontology annotation, cellular component: cytoplasm. The transcript is spliced from 3 exons.
AGUCUUGCAUAUCGCUUGUCAUGCUUCAGGUGAAUCUUGAAAUACAGAAGGCAUUAUUCGAAUCGUCAAGUAUAAAAAAAGCGUUAAAUGUAUAAAUAUCUGAAAAAAAUUAGAGCUUACAAUUUUUUAGUUCUGCUCUCUCUGGACAACACUUCGAAAUUUAGAAACCGUUCUUACUCUCAUUGAAUACAAUGUCUGGUUCAGUCAGUGCGAAGCAACUCAAAGCUGUUUUUGAAGAUGUUGAUCUCAAUAACGAUGGUUACAUUACACGUCAGGAAUUGGCUUUGGCCAUCCGUGCUCUAGGAAAAAAUCCUACCGAAAAGGAGUUGGAUGCAGUAUUUGCCGAACUCGGCAAAGACCAACAAAGUAUAGAUUUUGGUUCUUUCAAGCAUGCGUUUGGCAAGCCUUUCAGCUCUCCGUUCGACCAAGACAAAGCUAUGCGAGAUGCGUUCAAAAUUCUCGAUACUGAAAAUGAUGGCACUAUUCUCGAAUCUGAACUCCGCCAAAUCUUACUGACAGUUGGCGAUGCGAUGACUCACGAAGAAGUAGACUCAAUUUUAGAGAAUAUCACAGUAGACAGUAGCGGAAAAGUUCAAUACGAUAAGCUUGUUGAUCUUCUCGUCAAUGAAUAUCCUCCUGGACAAAUAUUUUCAUAAAUCUUGGUCUACAUUCUUUGCUAGAAUAGAAAUCGACAAAUAAAAAAAUUUGUGGGUUUACACAUCAUUUCAAUAUGGCAAUAAACAUACAAAAAAGCCUCUGUAGGAAAGAACCGAGCCGGUUGAGAAAGUUCUAUGUGGGGCUAUCCAUAUCAAAACAAUGAAAAAAUUUCAAAAUUCGAAAAAUUUUUUCGAAAGACCAUUUGCAUUUGUUCA